GUCGAGAUAGCCGAAAAAUUACUUACUGCAUUUCCUAACAAUUUUUACCGAUAUCUGCAAAAUAGUUUACUGCAGAUUAUAAUAAAUAAGUAUUAAACAGGCAGUUCUUUUUAAACUCAAUUUAAAAUGUUGAUCAAAGUGAAGACUCUUACCGGGAAGGAGAUUGAAAUAGACAUAGAGCCCACAGAUAAAGUGGAAAGAAUUAAAGAAAGAGUUGAAGAAAAAGAAGGCAUUCCACCCCAACAACAACGUCUUAUAUUCUCAGGAAAACAAAUGAACGAUGAAAAGACUGCACAAGACUACAAAGUCCAGGGUGGUUCAGUUCUUCAUUUGGUUUUAGCGUUGAGAGGAGGAGAGUGAUCUGUCUGGUGAUAAUUUGCUUCUCAUAUUUAUAAUACUUACUAUUAUUUUUCAAUAUCAUACUUGUAAAAAGUCAACAUGAAAAUAAUGAUUUGA
Messenger RNA from Ostrinia furnacalis (Asian corn borer), 456 nucleotides. It is a transcript of the gene Nedd8, whose product is annotated as Nedd8 ubiquitin like modifier. Gene Ontology annotation, molecular function: protein binding. The record is from RefSeq and is a predicted model, not a curated record. Bases 127 to 360 code for a protein of 77 amino acids. The transcript is spliced from 3 exons. Lineage: Eukaryota; Metazoa; Arthropoda; Insecta; Lepidoptera; Crambidae.